AUGUCGCUCUUCAAGCAGCUCAUGGCCAACAGCAAGGUCCGCUCGUCGGGCGGCUGCUGGACCUGUCGAGUCAGGCGCAAGAAGUGCGCCGAGAACCGCCCCGAAUGCGACACGUGCAAGGCGCUCGAAAUCACCUGCUACUUCGACGAGGAGAAGCCGGCGUGGAUGGACGGCGGCCCCAGGCAGCGGCAGAUGGCCGAGGGCAUCAAGGCCGAGGUCAAGAAACAGGCCAGCCAGCGGAGGGACCGCAGGUACCUCGAGAUUCUGGAGCACGGAACCAGGAUGGUCACCAUCUCAGACGACGGCGAUGCCCUCAUGCCGAGCGCCAGGCCCGGCGCGUCCGACACCGAUCCGUCGCCUCGCAGCCACGACACGGCCUCGACCCCGGCCGACAGCCACAGCACGAGCGCAUCGCCGCCCGACAUUGCCUGGCACAGCCAGCAGCCCGCGACCCGGCACCAAGACGCCGACUCGUUGUCCGAGGGCGACUUGCAUUUUCUCAUGAUCUACCUCGACUAUGUCUUUCCAUACCUCUUCCCGCACUAUCGGCCCCCGGUCCUCGCCGGCGGCCGGGGGUGGAUCCUCGAUGUGCUUCACAGCAACAAGUCAGUCUACCACACGUCCAUCUCGCUCGCCAGCUCCUUCUUCGCCAUCGUGCUGGCGGAUGGCGACAGGGAACACGAGGAGUGUAUCGCGGGCAUGAUCCACAAGCUCGAGACCCAGCUGCAGCUCGGGCUCAAGGAGCUGCAAAAGGAGAUGCGCGCGCUCAAUGCCAACAGCUCAGGCUUCGACGUCCAAAGGGGGCUGGUGGUGAUGCAGAGCAUCGUGCAGAUGCUCUUCUUCGAGGUGACCACAUCGUGCAACGACAACUGGAGGAUGCAUCUCGACGCCGCCGUUGCGCUGUUCCUGCAGAUCCUGCCAGACCCCGAACUCUGGACACAGACGCUCAACAACCUCUACUCUCCGGCGUGGCCGCCCCCUGACUUUGGCAUGCGACGGCCGUGGAGCACCAAUCAGGCGGCAUUGCGGUUCUUCACGGCAACUCUGAUCUACCUUGAUGUUCUAUCAAGUGUCACGCUGGGCACUUCGCCACGGCUGUGUCACUACCAAACGGCCGUCAUCCCCGGAUGUUCCACGGUCCCGCGAGAGACAGAGCCCGUCCCCGCUGGACCCCUUUUCUUGGACGAAUUCUUCGGGUUGCCCAACUGGAUCGUCCAGGUGCUGGGCGACGUGGCGAGUCUCGAAUCCUGGAAGAAGUUGCAGGUACAGGCGGGCUCGCUGUCGGCGGACGAGCUGGCGUCUCGGGGCCAGGUGCUGGGCGAUGCCAUCAAGGGCUGCCUCGAGGCCUUGGAGCUCCAAGCUGGCGACAACAACUCGUCUCUUGCGACGACUUCGUUCCCGCUGUUAGUCGCGGAUCCAAUCACGGGGUCUGAUGUCAGGCAGCAGCCCGAUUUUCAGAUAAUUUGGCUUCUGGCGACGCUGAGCUACCUGAACGUCGUCAUCCAGGGCUGGCAGCCAUCCAACCCGCAAAUCCGCUGCCCAGUCCGCAAGGCGACGGAGCGGCUCUCGCGGGUCCCCAGAGGGUCAUGCUUGCGCGCCCUAGCAUGGCCGCUUUGCAUCAGCGGGUGCCUGUCGCCGGCCGAGGACGAAGACACAUACCGCGCCCUGGCCCGGAGCCAAGGCCCAUUGCAAAUCUUUGGGACGGUCAAGGAAGCGAUGGAGAUUAUGGAAAAGGUGUGGUCUCGCAGGGGGCGGAUUGACGAGACGUGGACGGUGUCCAAGUGCUUGAACAUGCUGGGUCAUGGCGUUUUGUUGAUAUGA
Hirsutella rhossiliensis is the source of this 1821-nucleotide messenger RNA. Its product is annotated as fungal specific transcription factor domain-containing protein. The transcript has a single exon. NCBI's taxonomy places the organism in Eukaryota, Fungi, Ascomycota, Sordariomycetes, Hypocreales, Ophiocordycipitaceae. The record is from RefSeq and is a predicted model, not a curated record. Gene Ontology annotation, cellular component: nucleus. Gene Ontology annotation, molecular function: zinc ion binding; DNA-binding transcription factor activity, RNA polymerase II-specific; transcription cis-regulatory region binding. Gene Ontology annotation, biological process: positive regulation of transcription by RNA polymerase II. The coding region runs from base 1 to 1821 and encodes 606 amino acids.